CCGGUACUAUCAGAUUUAAGAGCCCCGGCGCGAAACAUUUAUUUUGGUGACGCGGCAGUAAACAAAGACAUUUCUGAUGUGUACAACGGGGGACAAUGGAGUAAUAAUAAUUCUCAGUGAUGAUGAGGAGGAUGAAGACCACGACAUAUCAUGCAGUGACGCCUCGGUUGUCAUAGUGGAGGUGGAGGAUAUCAAGAAGAAUGAUGUCGCGUUAUCGCAAACUGCUCUGGACGAAGACCUGGUCGUCACGUUCUCCCGCCGAGCCGAGGUGCUGCCUCACGCCCGCUACGACUGCGCCAUUCAUCCUUUCACGGCUACAGACUGUGAGGUCGGUUCUCCUGUGGCCAGUAACCAGCUGUCAUGUGAUCAGUGCUUCUGCUACAUCUGUGACAAGCUGGCGUCAGUGUGUGUACUGUGGGUCCAGAGCGGCGUGUGUCACUGCAACAGCCACAAAAGAAGCGACUUCUGGAACAGCCAGCGGAGCAGCGGCCUGCUGGGAGGACUGAAGCCUUUCAACCUCACCUUGUCUGAAAUAGAUGCUCACCUCCGACAUGCAGAGACGCUGCUCCAGAGGUUCAGGGAAGAGCUCGCUGAAAGGUUCGCAACCUUCCUGAAAGGAGUGAGGUUUCAAGAAUAUGGUUUGAACCUUCCAAACCAUCCAGGCUUCAUCUUUGAUUACACGCACGUGUACGAGUUUGUGUCCUCGUUCCUCAACCAAACAGACAAUCAGAACAGCAGAGCUGCUGCCAUCUUGAGACUGGGGGCCGCAGAGCAAUUUAUUAGACAUUAUCAAUCCUCAGGAGUUUACGUCUUACAAUCGGCCAUGGCCAAUGCUUACACGGCUAAAGUGGUGCUACUGCAGAGGGUCGUGGCGUCGUUGCAGAGACAGAUGGUGAUGGAUGAUUUUACUUCAGAUUUCAUCCAAAAGCUGCAGGAGUUUUACAAAAACAUAAUUUUACCAGCUGAGCUGAAAAGCAUGAAGAACAGCCUGUGUAUUCGUCCCUGGGAUGACGUCCUGCUGGUGUCGGUGCUGAAGGGACAGAAUGUGUCGGGCGUCCGCAAAGACAAAGGCAAGAAGGACGUCCUGUUUGAACAGAUUCCUGUAGUUCAACUGAGAACGGAGCUGCUGCAGCGACAGCACAGGUACAGAGAGUUGUGUCGCUACCUACGAGUUGUCCAGACUGAUGAUUCCAAACUCGUCCAGCCGCUUCACGACCUCGUGCCGUACUUCAUGUGCAUGGACGGAGACUUCCUGUCGGCCUGCCACAGUUUGGUGCCGUCACUGAACGCUCCCGCCUCGAGCUUCACGCCGGACAUCUUCCUCUUUUAUCUCCUCAUCUUCGAAAGGGCGAUUGCACCGAAGCGGGCGGUCCGUCACAUGACAGAGCUCUGCCAACCUCAUGUCACAUGGGAGCCAAUUAAAGGUGCUGUUGCACUGAAGCGUGCUGAGCUGGUGAAGUUUGCUCUGCGGGUUCAGAGCUGCUGCUCGGCUGUCUACGCUGAUUCUCAGUGUUGGACCCGUUUACUCUCACUGGUCAACACCCCCCGUGGGACAGUCACUGCUCUUCAAGCCCCGAACCCACAGUUUCUACACGAAGCAAAGGAUGUUGUGAAUUCGAUACUGCUGAAGCCGCCCGGGUCAAAUAUACAGAUCCCACGUUUCUUUCAGGAGGUUUACCCAGAUCAGGCCUUGUUACUGCUGGUUACAGGAGCGUUAGGGUGUAGAAUCCUCAGUGCUGCUCUGACUCCAGCUCUCCCUGUUCUCAACGCAUUCCAGGAGAACACGUGGGCCCUCGGGUGGCUGUUGGACAGUUUGUCCUCCAACGUAGAACGUCUCAACUCCUUCGCACAGGAGAUCACACAGGAAGUGGAUAACAUCACAGAUGCGGCUAGUUCAUAUCCCUUUCUCCGCUCUAUCAUACCCACUCUGUCUUCUUCAGCAGAGGAACUGGGACCAGCAGCCCAGCAGCAGUUAAUCUCUUCUCCUCCCAAGUGAAGGCCCAGUGUUAGCUAUUGACCUGCACAUCACUACGCCUCAACAUCAUGGAAUCGCCACGGUUACUGCAAAGCCUUCGCCACUGAGUCGAGCACUGAGAGAUUUACACAUCACACAGAAUAAACCUGAACAGACCAGUUAGUGUCGGCAUAAUGAAGAGAAUAAUAUCUCCACUGUUGUAACAUUAUUAACACCUCAGAGACACUAUAUUCUACUUUAUUCUUUAAUAAUCUACUUUCCAGUCUGAUCUGAACAGGAUAAAAAAAAAGUUUAAUUCUGCUCUGUGGGAUUUUGUUUUAUUUUAACUGAAUAAUGUUUACUUUCUGGAAAUACUUUUAGAUAUUCACUAUUUUAUUGAGACAUUUAUGUAACUGUAAAUAAAAAAAACCGCUUUAUGAAACACUUGAGU
This is a messenger RNA of Limanda limanda (common dab), 2405 nucleotides long. RefSeq lists its product as uncharacterized. The record is from RefSeq and is a predicted model, not a curated record. The transcript has 20 exons. The coding region runs from base 77 to 1996 and encodes 639 amino acids. Lineage: Eukaryota; Metazoa; Chordata; Actinopteri; Pleuronectiformes; Pleuronectidae.